This is a messenger RNA of Oncorhynchus kisutch (coho salmon), 2570 nucleotides long. Its product is annotated as LIM and senescent cell antigen-like-containing domain protein 1. The record is from RefSeq and is a predicted model, not a curated record. Bases 413 to 1423 code for a protein of 336 amino acids. Gene Ontology annotation, cellular component: cytoplasm; cell-cell junction; focal adhesion. The transcript is spliced from 10 exons. Gene Ontology annotation, biological process: cell-cell adhesion; positive regulation of substrate adhesion-dependent cell spreading; positive regulation of integrin-mediated signaling pathway. Lineage: Eukaryota; Metazoa; Chordata; Actinopteri; Salmoniformes; Salmonidae.
ACUCUCUAUCUAGUUUUAGACGUUCACGAGUGGCCUGGAGUGUUUACAUUAUUUAUUUUUUAACCCAAAAUAAUCAUUCCCCCCAAAGCGUUAAUAUUUCUUAUUCAAACCUCCCGCCGCCCAGGGGGACGUAUGUCGUCCACCCCUGGUUCAGAAGAACUUCAGGGCCGCUGCAGUCAGUGCAACAGGAGUGCUAUCAAUGUAAUAACCGUUAGAGGGCGCUAUUUCGUCCCUUUUCUUUAGAAAACGCCAGCUACCAAGGAAAGGGUGGCUCCACCAAGAUACUGGAGGAGAAAAAAAAUAUGCUAGUUGGUUAGGUAGGAGUCGCCUCUCGGAUCAAUCCAUUACUCGUCCUAUUUGAAGACCCCGGGGAAAAGUCGAUACGUUUCUGAAACGGUGGUGUUGAUAGGUGAUGCUGGGAGUAGUAGAAAUGACGGGCAGCAACAUGGCGAACGCCCUGGCGAACGCGUCGUGCGAGCGCUGUAAGAGCGGCUUCGCCCCGGCAGAGAAGAUCGUCAACAGCAACGGGGAGCUGUACCACGAGGGCUGCUUCGUCUGCGCACAGUGCUUCCAGCAGUUCCCCGAGGGGCUCUUCUAUGAGUUUGAAGGCAGGAAAUACUGUGAACAUGACUUUCAGAUGCUCUUCGCUCCCUGCUGCCACCAGUGUGGGGAGUUCAUCAUUGGCCGUGUGAUCAAGGCCAUGAACAACAGCUGGCAUCCUGAUUGUUUCUGCUGUGACAUCUGCCAGGCUGUGCUCGCUGACGUCGGCUUCGUCAAGAACGCUGGCAGGCACCUGUGUCGACCCUGUCAUAACCGUGAGAAGGCUAGAGGUCUGGGGAAGUACAUCUGUCAGAAAUGCCAUGCCAUCAUCGAGGACAGCCCCCUCAUCUUUAAGAACGACCCCUAUCAUCCCGACCACUUCAACUGCAACAACUGUGGUAAGGAGCUGACAGCAGAUGCCAGGGAGCUGAAGGGAGAGCUGUACUGUCUGCCCUGCCAUGAUAAGAUGGGGGUGCCGAUCUGUGGCGCCUGCAGGAGGCCCAUCGAGGGACGCGUGGUCAACGCCAUGGGCAAGCAGUGGCACGUCGAGCAUUUUGUGUGUGCUAAGUGUGAGAAGCCGUUCCUUGGACACCGCCACUAUGAGAGGAAGGGUCUGGCCUACUGUGAGACCCACUACAACCAGCUCUUUGGUGAUGUGUGCUACCACUGCAACAGAGUGAUUGAAGGAGACGUGGUGUCAGCCCUGAACAAAGCAUGGUGUGUGAACUGUUUCUCCUGCGCCACCUGCAACACCAAGCUCACCCUCAAGAACAAGUUUGUGGAGUUUGACAUGAAGCCUGUGUGUAAGAAAUGUUAUGAGAAAUUUCCUCUGGAACUGAAGAAGAGACUGAAGAAACUGGCUGAGACUGUCGGACGCAAGUAGACCUCCGAUUCCCAAGGGGGCGACACUCAACAACAUGUCCAGUAGCUUUCCCAAAGCCCCAGAAACUCUGGAAAAUUCCCUUUCCCGGAUGUCCUGAUUAUUCCCUACUGGGGAUCUUCCAUUUCGGGGGUUUCUAGAAACCUGGGAUUGUAAGAAAGUUACUGGAGGUUCGCAGGUUAGCAACGCUGAACCCUGUAUUAACCUUAACAAGUGCCCAAAUUAGUCAAAGGAAUUGUAUGAACGUGUCAGAUUUAGACUCAAAAUCCCGUCUGUUCCAGUAUUUUAGUAUUUGACGUCUUCAGGUACUCAGUAUAACGUGUUUAAUCUUUUCUCACUUUUUAAUUGAUAAUUUUUUGUGCACGUGGCUUUUGCAUGUGGAGCUGUUUUUCAGAUGUCCAGAGUCUUAAUCAAACAAUAUAGAACCUCAUUCUGCCUGACAAUGACCUAUGAAAGCAUGGAGGGGAAAAAACGAUGGGUGAAAUGCAUUUAGACAUUGUUAAGAAAUAAUACAUAUAACUGAUGUAGUUUGGCCACGAGCGGACCAAAUGAACAGCAGUAUAAAGGGUUAAUGACGUCUAACGAAAUACUUGCACGCUGUCUUAAAGAGAUGAAGGUGCUUGUAGUACUCUUAAAAUAGCUUUUGUCUUGUGCCUUGGGUAUGAAUAUACACUGAGUAUACAACAUAUUUCCAUGGCAUUGACUGAUCAGGUGAAAGCUAUGAUCCCUUAUUGAUGUCUCUUCAAUCAGUAGAUGACAGAUUUAAAGAAGGAUUUUUUUUUUAGCUCGGUACUAGUACUAAUGUUUGGUAAGCUCAGUGUAUAUUUUAUACUGCAUUAUAUACUGUAAGGGUGUCCGAUAAUAUGCAUGUGGUUGUCCGAUAUACUGGCAUGUGAUCCAGACUUACUACAACUGCCUUAAUCAGAGAAUAUUCCUCACUUCUGUGUAAGAAUGAGAAUUCUAGCUGUGUAUCAGAACGUGGAGCCCAUGACUCUGGUAUGUCAUCUAGGACUCUGGUAUGUCAUCUAGGACUCUGGUAUGUCAUCUAGGACUCUGGUAUGUCAUCUAGGACUCUGGUAUGUCAUGUGUGAGUCUGGUAUAUCGUGUAUCCUAACAUUUGCUUGUAAUAAAAUAAAAUGUCAUGGGUUUG